UCACUCGGUUGCUUGCACUCGCUUUCCCUUUAUUUCUCUCUCUCUCACAAUCAUCGACCUUGCUCCCUGCCGUUACUCCUUUAUCAACAGGGCUCUAUCCUUAUAACCCUAUCCCGGGGAUCACGUAUCUAGCUUCCAUUCCAUCCUUUCUGUUCUGAUCAAAGUCCAAACUGUCCAAGCUGUCCAAACUAGGCUCCGGUCUAGUCUCGUUCAUAUAGUUUAACAAUAACAAAUAACUCUUGAGUCUCGAGUCUUGAAAACAAGCAAGACAGGUCUGAGGUUCUUUCCUUCAUUCAGCAGUCUUGGCAAUCCAUUGAAUCCAAGCUUUAAGGAUACCCGACCACAACCUAACAAUCAUACCAAGACAAUAGCAAAGAACACUGACAGCUUCCUUCCAAAAGCAAAUGAGAAGGUACUGGUAUAACAUGUGGUCACCACCAAAAAUCAACAUGUUCGGUUCGCUCUCAAGGUAGGAUUGAUUGAUCGCGUACGAGCCCUGUCUACAAAACCCAUUUCUUAUCCGCUGCGGUAUUUUUUUCUUUACUUCGUAGUCAGUUCAGUCCUGUUUGCACAUUGCAUCCAUCGGAUUCUCGCCCGUAUUUUUACCCUCAUUCCCCUUUCAAGUUUUUAUUUUCUACCCUCUGGAUUGGACGGAGUCUUCACCGAUCAUCAGAUUUCCCCAUAUCCCACCUUUUUUUGUCUUAAACCGUUAUACCGCUGAUCGAUCUUCAACGUUUUCCAUACAUCGAUAUUUUGUACAUACAUCCCUUAAAUGCAUAAUUGCCGAUGAUAAUAAUUCCCCAGCCCCCGCAGAGUCUUUACUAGAAGCUCUUCAAUUGAUUUACACUUGGAAACCCCAUCUGCGCUACCUUUUUAGAGGUCAAUAAUGAGUUUGCCUCAGGAUCUCGAGAAAGGAACAUUGGCAGAGGAGGAACAUGAUCAGGAACAUGAAAUUGGAACGAAAACAGAAUCUACUGCAUACCAAUCCGACAAUUCGAGAAACCCUUCGCCGAAGGAUGAUGGUUCUGCAGAUGCAUCCAUCGCCGACCGAGAUUCGAAUCUUGAAGCAGUCAAAACAAUGGAUGAAGGCCCCAUCGAUGAUCUCGAGAGACAAAAGACAACCACCGAAUCAAUAAAAGUCGGUCCAUCUUCCCAUCGCGCACAUCCAAAUUCCGACUCGAACGAUAAAACCAGCACGAACUCGAAAUCCUCCAGCGGAUCCAGACUCGCCCGCAUAGCCCAUCGAUCUCAUACUCCGCGCGCCAAACUUCCACCGCGACCUAUUCCAGUCUCCAAUCUCGCAAACGGUAUCGUAGGAUGGGAAAGCCAGACCGAUCCCGAGAUGCCUCUGAAUUUUCCGGAAACGAAGAAAUGGGUGCUGACGGGUUUACUGGCUAGCAUUACUUUUAUAUCUCCGCUCGCUUCCAGUAUGUUUGCGCCCGGUGUAACAUUUGCAGACAAGGAGUUCCAUAAUUCCAGUCUGAUAUUAAGCUCUUUCACCGUGAGUAUCUUUGUCUUGGGAUAUGUCGUUGGGCCAUUAAUACUUGCGCCUUUGUCUGAGAUGUAUGGGAGAAGAUAUGUUCUUACAGGUGGUAAUAUAAUAUUUUGUGUAUGGCAGAUUGGAUGUGCAUUGGCACCUAGCUUGAGUACAUUGAUAGGAUUUCGAUUUAUGGCUGGAUUGGGUGGUUCGGGUUGUUUAACCAUCGGUGCUGGAAUGAUUGCGGAUUUAUUUCAUGCGGAUAGAAGAGGAUUGGCGACUUCACUUUUCAGUCUGGGUCCUUUGUUUGGUCCAGUUAUUGGUCCAAUAGCUGGAGGUUUCGUAGCCCAAAGAAUCGGCUGGCGUUGGGUAUUUUGGAUUCUUUUCAUUGCCGGAACCAUCAUAACUAUCGGCAUCGAAUGUCUCAACGUAGAAACCAACCCACGUCUCCUCAUAAAACGCAAAGUCGCGCGUCUCUCCAAAGAACUCAAUCGAUCUGAUCUCCGCAGCGUAUACGAUCCAAGCAAUUCAGCACAUCAUUCAAACGCUUCUGUUCUAGCAAAUGCCAUGAUUCGACCCCUGAAGAUGUUAGUUUUUAGUCCUAUUGUGUUUAUUCUGAGUUUGUAUAUGGCAGUUGUUUAUGGACUUCUGUAUUUAUUGUUUACUACUAUUACGACGGUUUUUACGGAUAAAUAUCAUUGGGCGCCAGAAUUAGGUGGAUUAGCUUACAUAGGUCUAGGUUUUGGUUUCUUCCUUGGUCUCGUAGUAGUAGCUCGUAUAUCGGACGUUACGGUAGUCCGCAUGACGAAAGCAAAUAAUGGGAUCUUUGAGCCUGAAAUGCGAUUACCGGCUUGUAUAUUUUUUGCUUGCUUUAUACCGAUUAGUUUUUUCUGGUAUGGUUGGAGCAUUCAGGGCGGCGUUCAUUGGAUCGUUCCUAUAAUCGGCCUCAUCCCCUUCGGUUUCGGUAUGAUGGGUAUCUUCAUUCCAAUUCAAACAUACGUCAUCGACAGCUUCCCAUCCUUCGCUGCGUCAGGAAUCGCAGCAUUAACGGUAUCACGGUCGUUAUUCGGAGCAUUUUUGCCACUUGCAGGACCGGCUAUGUAUGCAAAAUUAGGUUACGGGUGGGGAAAUAGUGUUUUGGGAUUCAUUGCACUGGCGUUAAUUCCGGCGCCGAUGAUAAUUUAUAAAUUCGGAGGGAGGGUGAGGAAAAGGUUUCCUGUUAAGCUUUAAGUGGAGAGGAAAGAAAAAGAGGAGGAAAUUAAGGAAACCGAGGUACGAAAAAUAAUAAAGUGUGUGUGUGCGUAUCUGAUAUACAACAAAACGCAAAGCACACAUGACACGACGGAACAAAACAGAAUAGUAAUUCCUCAUGACGGAAAAUCAUGAAAGGAGAUGAAAACGAGAUGAAGCGAAACAUCCAUCAACCUUACAAAAUAACACCCCCCCCCACACAUAAUUUCGAAAAAAUUAGCGAGCAUAAGCGAUGGAGUUAUGAUAUUCAUUGGCGAUUAUUUGGUUAGGAAUUGGGUGUUUAUAUUAGUAUUAUUCUAUGGGUACUUGCUGGUUGGUUCAGGUUCAGGUCGGGAUUGAUUGAUUGGUGUGCUUGGUGCGUUUGGAGGCAACUUACUAUGAAAAUGAGGGAAUUGGAAUUUGGGGGAAUUUGAGUACUUACUGAGUACUUACUAAGUACUUAUUGAGUAUUGAGUAUUGAGUAU
Botrytis deweyae is the source of this 3192-nucleotide messenger RNA. RefSeq lists its product as uncharacterized. Gene Ontology annotation, cellular component: membrane. The transcript is spliced from 5 exons. The coding region runs from base 887 to 2707 and encodes 606 amino acids. Lineage: Eukaryota; Fungi; Ascomycota; Leotiomycetes; Helotiales; Sclerotiniaceae. Gene Ontology annotation, molecular function: transmembrane transporter activity. Gene Ontology annotation, biological process: transmembrane transport. The record is from RefSeq and is a predicted model, not a curated record.